CGGGGCGUCCGGGUGGGCGGGGCGUCCGGGUCCGGGCGCCGCGGCCUCUGCGCCCGGAUCCCCGAGGCCGCGGCCGCGCCUGCCUGCUGCCCCGCAGUGCCCGCCGCGACCGCCAUGGCCCAGCCGCCGCCCGACGUGGAGGGGGACGACUGCCUCCCCGCCUACCGCCACCUCUUCUGUCCGGACUUGCUGCGGGACAAAGUGGCCUUCAUCACAGGUGGCGGCUCUGGGAUCGGGUUCCGGAUUGCUGAGAUUUUCAUGCGGCACGGCUGCCACACGGUGAUCGCCAGCAGGAGCCUACCCCGAGUGCUGAUGGCCGCCAGGAAGCUGGCUGCUGCCACUGGCCGGCGCUGCCUCCCCCUCUCUGUGGACGUCCGAGUGCCCUCGGCUGUCACGGCUGCUGUGGACCAGGCUCUGAAGGAGUUUGGCAAAAUCGACAUUCUCAUUAACUGUGCGGCUGGAAACUUCCUGUGCCCUGCUGGCGCCUUGUCUUUCAACGCCUUCAAGACCGUGUUGGACAUAGACACCAGCGGCACCUUCAACGUGUCUCGCGUGCUCUAUGAGAAGUUCCUCCGGGACCACGGAGGGGUGAUUGUGAACAUCACUGCCACCCUGGGACACCGGGGGCAGGUGCUCCAGGUGCAUGCAGGCUCUGCCAAGGCUGCUGUGGAUGCAAUGACGCGGCACUUGGCUGUGGAGUGGGGUCCCCAGAAUAUCCGUGUCAACAGCCUCGCCCCCGGCCCCAUCAGUGGCACGGAGGGACUCCGGCGACUGGGUGGCCCCCAGGCCAGCCUGAGCGCCAGGGUCGCUGUGAGCCCGCUGCAGAGGCUGGGGAACAAGAUGGAGAUUGCCCACUGCGUGCUCUUCCUGGCCAGCCCUCUGGCCUCCUACGUGACGGGGGCCAUGCUGGUGGCUGAUGGCGGGGCGUGGUUGACAUUCCCAAACGAUGUGAAAGGGCUGGUGGAUUUUGCAUCCUUCUCUGCUAAGCUCUAGGAUUCUUCUGGGCCCUGCGUCCCGCCGCCUUGCACAGCCAGGUGGAGUGCCAAUCUGAACCAGCAGUGCCCACAGCCCAGCCCCUCCUCUGGACAUCCAGCUGUUUCCACCAUCUCCCUCUCUCCCCAUGGCCCCACCUCCGGGGCAGGAGCAGCUGGACAGUGGGCCUCCCUGUGGAGCUGCCACGCAGGUGGUGAGGUUGCCGACGAGAUGCUGGGAGGUCCCCUGCCCCCCGGUCAAGGCUGUCCUGCCUGCCUGGGUUCAGGGCCUGAGGGAGCCACGUGGAUGGAGAUGCUGGGAGGUCCCCUGCCCCGCGGUCAAGGCUGUCCUGCCUGCCUGGAUUCAGGGCCUGAGGGAACCACGUGGAUCCUGAACCUUGUGUUCUCUUCACUGAAAAUGCUGAGGUGCUCCUGUCUGUGCCCAAGAGCUGGCACGGCCCUCAGGCUGCCCACAGGGUCCACCCCUCUGUUUCUGCACCACCAGUUUGCAUAAAUACACUUCCCUACAA
Cebus imitator (Panamanian white-faced capuchin) is the source of this 1501-nucleotide messenger RNA. RefSeq names its product 2,4-dienoyl-CoA reductase 2 (gene DECR2). Gene Ontology annotation, molecular function: 2,4-dienoyl-CoA reductase (NADPH) activity. The record is from RefSeq and is a predicted model, not a curated record. Lineage: Eukaryota; Metazoa; Chordata; Mammalia; Primates; Cebidae. The transcript has 9 exons. The coding region runs from base 115 to 993 and encodes 292 amino acids. Gene Ontology annotation, biological process: fatty acid catabolic process.